GCUGCUUCUUGGUACACAAAGCUUUGAAGCGUUCAUGUGGGUAUGGCGACGGACACUGCGGCAGUGGGCAGUGUGGCGAGGACCCUGUGGAGUGUUACCACUAGCUAGUCACCAUCUGAUGAUGGCAUUUGGCGGCUCCAGUCUCGUUCAUGAUCGUUUCUGGUGGGCCAGGGUUGUAUUGCAGGGGAUGGCUCUGUUGAACAUGUGCCGGUAUCACGCUCCCUUGCAAGGGUGCUACAAUGGCAAUUAAUAUAAAAGUAUCGACUGCUCACCAUUAACGAUCGAUCAUCACCAACCAUCACAUCUACUUUGCUAUAUAUCAUCACAAAAGCUGCAACCUUCCAACUUCUCAAAAACAACAACACCACCGAUACAUCACAUCGAUACCAACACCAGUCCACUCACAAUGCAAUACUCUACAC
Molecule: messenger RNA, 422 nt
Organism: Pseudovirgaria hyperparasitica
Lineage: Eukaryota; Fungi; Ascomycota; Dothideomycetes; Acrospermales; Acrospermaceae
Exons: 2
Coding region: 35-250 (71 amino acids)
Source: RefSeq, a predicted model, not a curated record